Carassius carassius (crucian carp) is the source of this 3202-nucleotide messenger RNA. Its product is annotated as protein quaking-A. The record is from RefSeq and is a predicted model, not a curated record. Gene Ontology annotation, cellular component: nucleus. Gene Ontology annotation, molecular function: mRNA binding. Lineage: Eukaryota; Metazoa; Chordata; Actinopteri; Cypriniformes; Cyprinidae. The coding region runs from base 274 to 1425 and encodes 383 amino acids. Gene Ontology annotation, biological process: regulation of mRNA splicing, via spliceosome. The transcript has 8 exons.
GUCUGGCGCUCUCGGAGGUUCCUCAGUCCGGAGCGGUAGCGCGAGCUCAGUACAACGAAGAGAACCCAGCGAGUUCAUAUCUCGUGACUCUAGCGAAGGGAGAGAAAGAGAAAGAAAGAGAGAGCCUGCACCUUAAAAUCAGCCCUUAUAUCUGGAGAGGGUCGCCGCAGCCUGGAGGGGGAACGAGGGAUUUGAUCUGCACCGUUAUUUUUUUCUUUUGUGUUUUCUUUAUUUCUUUUUGGGGGGAAGGAUUGUGAUCGUUUGCGUGCAAAGAUGAUGGUCGGGGAGAUGGAGGUGAAGGAGAGACCGAGGCCGAGUCCCGACUAUCUCAUGCAGUUAUUGAACGAGAAGAAGCUCAUGACGAGUUUACCGAACCUGUGCGGCAUCUUCACACACCUGGAGAGACUCUUGGACGAAGAGAUAACCAGAGUGAGGAAGGACAUGUAUAAUGACACAGUGAAUGGUCUGGUGGACAAACACCCCCUGGAGUUACCAGAGCCACUGGGACCCAUCGUACAUCUACAGGAGAAACUCUUCGUACCGGUCAAAGAGUAUCCAGAUUAUAAUUUUGUUGGGAGAAUUCUUGGCCCUCGUGGACUCACAGCAAAGCAACUGGAGGCAGAGACUGGCUGCAAGAUCAUGGUCAGAGGGAGGAGCUCCAUGAGAGACAGAAAGAAGGAGGAGCAGAACAGAGGGAAGCCAAACUGGGAGCACCUAAAUGAAGAGCUGCACGUGCUAAUCACAGUGGAGGACACACAGACACGUGCCGAGAUCAAGAUGAGAAGAGCUGUCGAAGAGGUCAAGAAGCUACUGGUGCCUGCAGCGGAAGGCGAAGAUAAUCUAAAGAAGAUGCAGCUUAUGGAGCUGGCCAUUCUAAACGGAACAUACAGAGACACCAACAUCAAAACGCCCACCCUUGCGUUCUCUCUUGCAGCAGCGGCAGCGGCUGCUCAAGGCCAGCGUCUGAUCGCAGCCCCUGCAGGUCAGGUCCUUCCCCCGUCUGCCCUCAGGCCCCCCACUCCGGCAGGGACCCCCCUCAUGAACAUCAUUCGGCCCACUCAAAUGGCCACUGUGCUACCCAACGGCACCCCUACCCUGGUGCCCCCAACGCCCGAUGGGGGCAUUAUCUACACCACGCCCUACGACUACCCUUAUGCCUUGGCACCCACGUCUCUGCUGGAAUACCCCAUCGAGCACGGCGGAGUCCUAGGUAAGCGGGCGUGGGGGCUUGGCACUUCACUCUUCGGUGCCCCGCAAGAGGGUUUUGCCGGGGUGUAUUACGGGGGCAUGUUGGAUGGGUCGUCACCCGGCCCAGUUCAGGACUCACUGAAAGGUGCAAUGGCAACUAAAGUGCGGAGACAUGAUUCGCGGGUCCAUCCUUACCAAAGGAUAGUGACCACAGACAGAGCCGCCACCGGCAACUAACAAAUGACCUCUGAACUCUUCACCAAAUGAUGAGCCGCCCAAGCCUGCCUGCUGAUCAGAUUAACUGGUAAUUGCCUUUUGCUAGCCUGGUGGACGCAGAGAGAGAGGCACCUGUCCGAGCAGUGAUCCUAACAUAAACCAACAUAAAACACAACAACCCUCCAUACCAACACAUUGUGUAGCGAUAACAACGAUGAUACUCUUUAUUAUUUUUUUACUAUUAUUUCUUUCCUUUUCUUUUAAAGUCUCAAAUGACUGGGUGGAUGUUAACAGUGAUGUUGUGUUACCCAAUAUCUGCACUGAAGUUUAAAAGCAAUAAAGAAGCAUCUUCAGCUAAUUCAGCCCUUAAAUGCAUUUAUACUCAAAUCUCUGAUUUAAAAAAAAAAAGAAAAGAAAAAUAUACAACUUGGUGACCCUAGUUUUAUUAGUCAUAACUGUAAAUGGGGCAUCCAAAUAAUCUCUCUACGCUACUCCACCCAUUUAAACUGUCACCAUGAAUAAUCAGCAAAAGAAAAAGAAGGAAAGAAAUCUGCACUCACACCAACUUGUGUAUUUCCUGUCCUUCUCUGAUGUAAUCCUGUGUUUUUCAGUUGAUGAGUUUUACUGUGCUGACACAUUCUGGGUGUGCCUGUCCAACUGACUUAGAGCAUGGCUACAAUGACAAACUGCAAAAAGCUUGUUUUGAUUUAUUUUUUUCUGUUACUUCUCCCUAUUUUGUUUCUUGUGUUUCCAUGUAUCUUAUUAGUGUUUGGCAAUACUUGCAGGUUUAUACGUGCUGCUUAUUGCCGUAUAUGUGCCAGCUCGGUAGGGAGCUGUAGGCAGAGUCAGGCAGGGCAAGAGUUGUUUGGGGUGAAGUGUUUUUGGAGUCUUUAAAUCUAGGAUAUUCAGGGUUGGACAGCUGGGAUAUAAACCGGAAUCAGUUUACUGAACUAUGCCAUCCCGAAAACUCUCAACCCCCUCCCCACAUACAGUGCCUGAACUUUCUAAAAAAUCUUUCUUUGAAUGAGCUGUGAGAUAAAAGACAAAAAAAAAAAAAGUAUUAUGUGUGCGCAUUUAGCCAAAGGGUUUCCAUUUAAUGAAUUUCAUAUAUCUAACCGCCAAGGGUUCUGUCAUUUUAGUCUAGAGUUUGAAAAGGUUUGAUGUCAUGCCUGUAUCUGUUUGUUAUAAUAGAAUCAAAAGAUGGAUGAAAUGGUGAUGAAUUGUCUCGCAAGACGCUAAUUUCCUUGAGGAAUGAACACUAAGGAAGAUGAAUAAGGUAGACAGAACAGUGGAGGGUUUAACCUCACUGCUGAUUUAUCAAAAAAUGUAUUAAACUGAGCUGAAAUUAAAUGCAAGUGCUCUUGCUUUCACGAAUUAAAAUUCACGAGUGGGAAGCAACUGUGAGUAAUUUCGAAUAGUUUCAAAUAGCCCAUCCACAAUGUGUCCUGCACACCCCCAGCUACUGAGCCCACUUUCAUUUCUAUACACCCUCUUAAAAAAACAUAGGAUGUGAAAGCCAUGUCUGCCUGUUCGAAUUGCUUUAUACAUACAUGAUAUAUAUAAAAUAAAAUGUAUACAAAUGUAGAUAUGUCAUUGCAUAUUAAAAUACAGAAAGAUCAAAAUUAGAUACUUUUACAGGGUGCUGGAGAAGAAAUAUAUAUUUUUGCCAAUUUUAGCUUUUUAUACUUAACUUGCAGUUACAAAAUAUGAAACAUAAUACAAAAAAAAAUAUAUAAAACCAUUAGUAGAAUAGUACAGCGAAAGGUUGUGUGACUUUGGAUACUAUUGGCCAGGGGGG